UUCAACAGAAUGGCCGAACAGCAGCGGGAGCGCGGAGUGGAGUUGGACAACAGUCAGUUCUGCUGUGCAGUAUGUCUGGAACUGCUGAAAGAGCCCGUCACCAUCCACUGUGGACACAGUUACUGCAGAAGCUGCAUUGAGGGAUGCUGGGACCAGGAAAAGAAAAAGGGAAAGUACAGCUGCCCUCAGUGCAGGGAGACGUUCAACUCAAGGCCUGCUCUGCGGAGGAACAACAUGCUGGCUGAGGUUGUGGAGAAGCUGAAGAUGACGAGCACCCAGCAGGCUUCUCCCUCUGCUGCUCUGGCCUGUGCAGGUCCAGCAGAUGUUGCCUGUGAUUUCUGCUGUGGGACCAAACCUAAGAAAGCCACCAUGUCCUGCCUGACGUGCUUGGCGUCUUACUGUCCAGCUCACCUCAAGCCUCACUACAGUGUUGCUGUGCUGAAGACGCACCAGCUGGUCUCGGCUACGAUCCCACUGCAGGACAAGAUGUGUACCAAGCACAACAAGCUGAUGGAGGCCUACUGUAAGACGGACAAGAGCUGUAUCUGCUAUCUGUGCACUAUAGAUGAACAUCAGACACACUGUAUGAGCUCAGCUACAGCAGAGAGGGCUACUGAACAGAAACAGCUGAUUGUGACUCAAAAGAGAGUCCAGGAGAGAUUCCAGGAGAGAGAAAAGGAGCUGAAUGAGCUGAGUCAAGCCCUGAAAAAUUUUAAGAGUUGUACCCAGACUACAGUGAAGUCCUGUGAUAAGAUCUUUGAUGAGCUGAUCUCCUCCAUAAAGAAAAGACGCACUUUGAUGAAGCAGCUAAUCAAAGCCCGGGAGAAGACUGCAGUGGCUCAGGCUGAAGAGCUGCAGCUGCAGCUUGAGGAGGAGGUCACCAAGCUGAAGAGGAGAGACGCCGACCUGGAGGAGCUUUCUCAUACAGACGACGACAUUCAUUUCAUUCAGACUUUCCAGUCUCUCUCCACCUCCUGUGAAUCUCCAGAUUUGCCAGCUGGAGCUGUUGUUCUUCCUCAACGUUCGAUCGGAGCUGUGACUGACCGCGUGUCUGAGCUGAGAGAAAACAUGGAGAAGCUCCUGAAGGACACAUGGCCUGUGAUCUCUGCCACAGUGGGUGCUGCAGAUGUUGUACUGCCGCCUGUGCCAAAGAAGAGAAAUGAGUUUUUACUCUAUUGCCGUCCUUUAACACUGGAUCAAAACUCAGUCUACAGAUACUUGUCCCUUUCACAAGAAAACAGGCGGGUGACUCGUGAACACUAUGAGAAAUAUUAUUCUGCUCACCCAGACAGGUUUACAAAUGUCACGCAGGUGGUCAGUGGCAGUGUCGUACAAAGACAUCAGCAGAACAUAUGAGUCCGAGUUUGGAAAGAACAACAAGUCAUGGAGUUUAGAGUGUUCACCAGGUGGUUAUGUCGUACAACACAACACAAAAAGCG
Seriola dumerili (greater amberjack) is the source of this 1439-nucleotide messenger RNA. RefSeq names its product E3 ubiquitin/ISG15 ligase TRIM25-like. The record is from RefSeq and is a predicted model, not a curated record. The transcript is spliced from 8 exons. The coding region runs from base 10 to 1356 and encodes 448 amino acids. Gene Ontology annotation, molecular function: zinc ion binding. NCBI's taxonomy places the organism in Eukaryota, Metazoa, Chordata, Actinopteri, Carangiformes, Carangidae.